AUGCCGGCCACAUUACGAUCGGUCUCUUCCAGUUCAUCUUUGCUGUCACUAGACAGCUUGGACAGCGGCGGGCACUCCACAGCGUUCUCAUCAAGGCCCAAUACUCCGGGAUUCGCUCUUACAGAGAGCUUUGACUAUUUCUCGCCGCAGGUUCUUCAAGCAGUCGAGCCAGUCCAGGAACAACUUCCGGCCCAUGACAACAAGCAGUAUGUCAUGGUGGUCGGCGGCCUCGGAUACAUUGGAUCGCAUACCACACUCGAGCUCCUCCAAGAAGGCUACAAUGUCAUUGUGGUAGAUGACCUUUCCAAUUCGUAUGUUAAUGUCCUGGACCGAAUAAAGCUCCUUUCCAAGGACUACUGUCACCAGAGGGGGCUGGUCGCUCCAACGCUACGGUUCCAUAAACUGGAUUACCGAACUUCCGCGAUGAAGCAUGUGUUCAACAUGUAUGAGGCCUGUCAGUCUAAGAUCACCGGAGUCAUCCACUUCGCGGCUUUCAAGUCGGUGUCGGAGUCCAUCGAGAAACCGCUUGCUUAUUACAAAAACAAUAUCGCGGGUCUCAUUGAUCUUCUCGAGAUAGUGCAGCUGAAUGGCAUCAAGAACUUCGUGUUCUCUUCUUCUGCCACAGUAUAUGGCGGCAAAGCCAAUCUUGGAAAGCCGCUUCGAGAAGAUGAUCUCGUGCAUUUCGACGAGAAAUACACAGAAGAGGAUGGUUUGGAGCGCGUGCGGGCCAACGGCAUCACUGGCAUCACCAAUCCAUAUGGACGAACCAAAUACAUGGCCGAGGCCAUUCUCGCUGAUGUCGCCAAGUCCGAUCCCUCAAUGCGAAUCACAGCUCUGCGGUAUUUCAAUCCCGUGGGCUGCCAUGCAUCAGGUCUCUUGCGAGAGAACCCUCGUAUGAAAGCGACAAAUCUGUUCCCUGUGAUUGCCGAAGCAAUGACUGGCCUGCGACCAGCGCUCUACAUCUACGGAAGCGACUGGGACACUCGCGAUGGAACGGCUGUGCGAGACUUCAUUCACGUCGUCGAUCUCGGACAAGGGCACAUUGCGGCAGUCGCAGCCGCAAACGAUCCGCAUCGACAAGAGUCCUUCAGAGCUUUCAACUUGGGCACAGGUUGUGGAAUGACCGUUGCUGAGUGUGUCUCGGCGCUCGAGAAGGCCAGCGGCAAGAAGGUACCAGCUCAAAUGGCGCCGAGGAGAGCCGGAGACGUUGGGAGCUGUGUUGCUGCGACUGCGCUAGCGGAGCGAGAUCUUGGAUGGAGAACGCAGAAGACUGUCGAUGACUGCGCGGUGGAUCUGUGGAAUGCAUUGAGUCUGGUUGGCAAAGUCUAG
This is a messenger RNA of Cercospora beticola, 1329 nucleotides long. RefSeq names its product NAD-dependent epimerase/dehydratase family protein. NCBI's taxonomy places the organism in Eukaryota, Fungi, Ascomycota, Dothideomycetes, Mycosphaerellales, Mycosphaerellaceae. The record is from RefSeq and is a predicted model, not a curated record. Gene Ontology annotation, molecular function: UDP-glucose 4-epimerase activity. Gene Ontology annotation, biological process: beta-D-galactose catabolic process via UDP-galactose, Leloir pathway. Gene Ontology annotation, cellular component: cytosol.